AUGCUCGAAUCUAUCUUCUCUGUGCUGCGUGAAACCUGGAAAGAUCGGAAGGCGCCCAAUACAUCAAAUUAUAAUGGAUGGCGAGAUAUGCUUCAGCGCAACUGGCAUCUCGGUCUCACCAGCUUUGGAGGUCCUGCAGUUCACUUUCAGAUCUUCCGACGUCUGUUUGUGGAAAAGUACAAAUGGAUAGACGAUCAAAUGUAUCAGGAGAUCUUCGCGCUGUGUCAGGCCCUCCCAGGCCCAGGCAGCACUAAGAUGAUCUAUUGUAUCAAUGUCAUCCAUGCAGGCUUCCUGCCAGGAAUGGUAUCUUUCUUCGUCUGGAGCUUGCCCGCUGCUAUCGGAGCUUAUGGUCUUGCUGUUGGCAUCGCGCAGGUUAACGAGCGGCUACCUGACCCGGUCUAUGCUUUACUGUCGGGUCUCAACGCAGCCACCGUCGGCAUAAUCGUUCUUGCUGGGGUUCAGCUUUCUCAAAAGGCUAUCACAGACAAGCUAAGCAGGAUCUUAGUAUUCUUUGGCGCCGCGGCGGGCAUGCUUUAUAACUCACUUUGGUACUUUCCUGUCCUCAUGGUGGUGGGUGGAUGCUCCACAAUUAUCUGGGAUCGUAGAUGGCUUCAGAACCUUGUGAAGCGGUUCAGAACGGUGCGUCGGAGGGUACCAGCCACUGUGCAGGAUGUUGAAGCAAGUGAGAGCGCAACAGAACUAAAGGAGACAACAACUGCCGAAACUUCAGAGCAGAGAAGAAAGACACCUUCAAUCCGUUCUGGUGAUAAUACUGAUAGUACUCCACAGAGCGCGUCGAACGAGGCUCAAGCUACUGGCAACGAUGGAUUGCAGCGACCUGAGGAACGAGAAAGAAUCGUUCCUGAUGCGUUACAGAUGCGAGUCUUUUCUUGGAAACUUGGCGUCACCAUAAUUGCUUGCUUCUUCAUCACCUUCAUUGUCAUUAUGACUUUGCGUGGUGUUCUCUCAAAUAGACCUCGCGGAUUUAGCUUGUUCGCCAAUAUGUACCUCGCCGGUACCAUUAUAUUCGGAGGAGGGCCUGUGGUUAUUCCGCUACUAAGAGAAUAUGUCGUUACCGAAGGCUGGGUCUCCCCCCGGGACUUCCUUCUUGGCCUUGCCAUCAUCCAAGCCUUUCCUGGACCGAACUUCAACUCUACCCCCAAAGUCGCUGUCUACCUCGGUGCCCUCGCCGCCAAGGGAACCUCCCUCCCCCUCGCCGCCGGCGCCGUCAUCGGCUUCAUUGGCAUCUUCACCCCUGGCCUCGUGCUACACACUGGCACCAUGGGUGUAUGGCGCACUCUCCGUGGCUACCGCUGGUUUACUUCCUGUCUGCGUGGGGUCAACGCAACAGCCGUCGGCCUCGUCUACACGGCUGUCUUCCGUCUCUGGCGCAUUGGAUACAUUGAUGGGGAGAACCAACAGGGAACCUCGCUGGAGACGGAUCCGUGGUGGGUGGUUAUCACCGCGACGAGCUUCGUGGGCGGGAUGUGGUUCAAGUUGCAGGCUCCUGUGGCUAUUCUACUUGGUGGGACGAUGGGAAUGGUUUGGUACGGGAUUGUCAGGGCUUGA
Messenger RNA from Endocarpon pusillum Z07020, 1569 nucleotides. RefSeq lists its product as uncharacterized. The transcript is spliced from 6 exons. Gene Ontology annotation, biological process: chromate transport. NCBI's taxonomy places the organism in Eukaryota, Fungi, Ascomycota, Eurotiomycetes, Verrucariales, Verrucariaceae. Gene Ontology annotation, molecular function: chromate transmembrane transporter activity. Bases 1 to 1569 code for a protein of 522 amino acids. The record is from RefSeq and is a predicted model, not a curated record.